Molecule: messenger RNA, 643 nt
Organism: Solanum tuberosum (potato)
Lineage: Eukaryota; Viridiplantae; Streptophyta; Magnoliopsida; Solanales; Solanaceae
Exons: 4
Coding region: 130-630 (166 amino acids)
Source: RefSeq, a predicted model, not a curated record
AUACUAUUCCUACCUUCCAAGCCUCAUUUCACAUCCAAAUAGAUCUCUUUCCAAAUAUAUAAUACAUAAAUGUUUUCCUCUUGAGCUUUCUCCACCAUUAUUACCUUAUUUUUUCUUUAUCUUCAAAUUAUGGUGUUCAAGAAAAUUGGUGAAGGAGUUCUCCAUGUUAUGAGUGAAGCCAUCAACAUACUUGGUCUACCUUUCCAAGGAAGAGACGAAGAAAUUGAAGAUGAAAUAAUAGAACUAUGUUAUGACAAAUAUUUUAGAACCACAAUGGCUGAUUUUUACCAUUCAAUUUGCGAUGCGGUCGAAGAAAUUAAUAGAAGGAAGGGACGUACACAAUUCAAGAUUCCAAGCACUGCAGCUAUAAAACGAGUAUAUCUGAAGCACACUGUGAAAGGAAAGAAAAUGACAAAGGAAAAAUUUGGAUUAUGUAUGCAUGAACUAUAUGGUGAAAGUGGAAUUACUGGAUUUGGAGCAAAAGAAACAUUAUAUUAUUUAUUUGGAGUACCAGCCACAGCAUUAUUCAUCAAAAAUAGAAUAAAACCACAAUCAAUUUCUGAUAAUGAUUUUAUUCCUGGUGUUACUUCUGCUACUGUACUUAUUCUUUCUAAAUUUAAUAAGAUCUAAAAAAUUAAUUUCU